Messenger RNA from Saccharomyces kudriavzevii IFO 1802, 513 nucleotides. RefSeq lists its product as uncharacterized. The record is from RefSeq and is a predicted model, not a curated record. The coding region runs from base 1 to 513 and encodes 170 amino acids. Lineage: Eukaryota; Fungi; Ascomycota; Saccharomycetes; Saccharomycetales; Saccharomycetaceae. The transcript has a single exon.
AUGUCAAAACUAUCAAUCUACCCCCAGCUAAGCGAUUUUACCAAUUUGGAAGAGCCACCAGAACCCAAAGAAUUUUUUCAAGACCUUUGUGGUUUCCCUACCUUUUCUGAAAUACAUCUCUCAAAUUCUCAAAGAUCAACAAAUUAUUGCGAUGCUUUGAGCCAUUCUAGGCAAAAAUUCCCAACGGUAUUUUCUAAAAUGACAUUGCGAGAGCUGAGGCAUGAUAUGUCCACAUUUUCUUUGCAGGAAAAGGAGCAGAUGAAUAUUUACGACGCCUACAAGGUGAUAGAUAUGGGCGACCAUGUUCUGUUUGAAACUUUGUGUUCAAAGCCAGGACCUUCCUUUGAAAAAUCGCACAUAAAUAAAUCACAAUUGAAGGCUGAAGCAAUUUUGGACGAACCGCCUAUAAUGAAUAUAGAGUUUCAGCCGUCUUCCUCUGCACAAAAUUCAAGCAUUUUCUUUUACGAAGACUACAAGAAAUUUAUUUAUCAACAACUAGACAUGUUUGGUUAG